GUUCCUGUUCGCGGUGGGACAGCGGGUUUGGAAACAGUGGAAGCGAAGAUAUUUUGUUCUUGUUCAGGUGAGUCAGUACACCUUCGCCAUGUGCCGCUACAGAGAGAAGAAGGCGGAGCCUCAGGAGCUGAUGCAGCUGGAAGGCUACACAGUGGAUUACUGCGACCCCCAGCCAGGCCUGCAGGGCGGCCGCGUCUUCUUCAACGCGGUGAAGGAGGGCGACCUGGUGGUGUUCGCCUGUGACGACGACCAGGACCGGGUGAUGUGGGUCCAGGCUAUGUACCGAGCCACCGGCCAGUCCUACAAACCUGUGGCUCCGCCUCAGAACAAACCCGCAGACUGCCGAGGAGGAAACCACAAACCCACCUCGCCCAUCAGUCUGGAUCCGUCUCAGCGGCAGGGCGUGGAGGAGCUGAUUUCCACCCCGCCGUGUCGCUUUGACCACGCCUCCCUCUUCACCAUAUUACAGAGACUGACUCUGCAGCACAGAAUGAACGACUCCUUCUCCUGCCUGGGCUGGUUCAGUCCCGGUCAGGUGUUUGUCUUGGAUGAGUACUGUGCUCGUUACGGUGUUCGAGGCUGUCAUCGCCACCUGAGCUACUUGGAGGAACUGAUGGAUUACUCCGAGAACAAUGUGCUGGUGGAUCCCACGCUGCUGCACUACAGCUACGCCUUCUGCGCCUCCCACAUCCAUGGAAACAGACCCGAUGGUGUGGGCACCGUGACGCUAACAGAGAAAAAGAAGUUUGACGCUAACAGAGCACGCCUCCUGACCCUGCUGGAGAGCCAGUUGACACGUUUCAGGUACUGUUUCCCCUUCGGACGACCGGAUGGCGCACUGAAGGCGACGCUCUCCCUGCAGGAGCGGGUCAUGAUGACAGACGUAACCACACCUGUCCCGCCCGAAGGCAUGAAGAAAGUGGUGCAGAAAUGUCUGGAAAAAGCAGCAGAAAUUAACUACAGUCAGCUGAUCCAGUACGCUCAGCUGAAAGCAAGUGAACAGGCGGCUCCGGAGCAGCGGCUGGAGGACAUGAUGCGACUCGGUGAGCUCUGCAUUGAAGUCCUGCAGCAGAAUGACGAGCAUCACGCUGAGGGACGUGAGGCAUUCUCGUGGUGGCCCGACGCCAUGGCCGAACACGCCAAGACCUUCCUGUCUCUGUACCAAGCCGACAUAGACUUGGCACUGCAGGUCCAACCUGUGGACUCCUGGGACAGCUUCCUGCUCUUCCAACUGCUCAACAACUUCCUGCGGAUGGACGCUCACCUGUGCAAUGGUCUGUUCCACAAACACCUUCAGCACCUGUUUGUCCCUCUGGUGGUGCGCUACAUUGACCUGAUGGAGUCAUCCAUUGCUCAGUCCAUCCACCGCGGCUUUGAGCAGGAGACCUGGCAUUCUGUCAAGUUGUUCACUAACAAUCUGGUGAGUGUUCCUCUUCCUAAAGUCCCCAGCCUUCCCCUCACACUGCCGCAGAUGCCCAGAUUCUCCACGCCAGCUUGGAUGGGACCGCCGUCCGAGAACACCUUGCCCGGGAUAAACCUACCCGACAUCUUUAACGGCUCUGCCACCUCGGAGGAUUUGUUCUGGAAGCUGGACGCUCUGCAGACCUUCGUCUUGGACCUGCACUGGCCUGAGGUCGAGUUCGCCAAACAUCUGGAGCAGCGGCUCAAACUGAUGGCGAGCGACAUGAUUGAGGCAUGCGCCAAACGAACCAAAUCAGCGUUUGAUGCCCAAAUGCAGAAGCUGUUGAAGUCAACGGAGCUGCGAGUUCCGCUGUCGGUCUGCACCAUGUUCAACGUGCUGAUGGAUGCCAAGAAGCAGUGCUCCAAACUGUGCGUGCUGGACUUGGGUCCGGAGACGGACAGUCAGUGGCAGCAGUACCACUCAAAAAUCGACGUCCUGAUUGACGAGACGUUCAAAGACAUGAUUUCAUCUCUUCUCCUCAAGUUUGCAGCGGUUUUAGACGGUGUCCUGUCCAAACUGUCCAGAUAUGACAAGGGUUCCCUCUACUCCUCCAUCCUGUCCUUCACGAAACCAGGAAUGGACCUGGCUGACAAAUACAUCGCCUUUGUGCGGCAGAACCAGGAGAUCCUACGGGACCGGGUCAACGAGGAGCUCUACGUUGAGAAGGUCUUUGAUCAAUGGUACAUGGGUAUGAUGAAGGCGGUCUGUGUUUGGCUGACGGACCGACUGGACCUGCAGCUCCACGUGUUCCAGCUAAAAACACUCAUCAAGAUUGUCAAGAAAACCUACCGUGACUUCCGGCUGCAGGGCGUCCUGGACGGGACCCUGAACAACAAGAGCUACGAGACCGUCUUCAACCACCUGAUGAUGGAAGAGGCCACGGUGGCUGUGAAGGCCGGCGGCGGCGGCCUGCAGGGCAUCAGCAUGAGGGACAGCGAUGAGGAUGACGCCUGAGUGCCAGCACGCGCUGGACGCGGCCCGUCCAC
This is a messenger RNA of Thalassophryne amazonica, 2448 nucleotides long. Its product is annotated as calcium-dependent secretion activator 2-like. Gene Ontology annotation, cellular component: glutamatergic synapse. Gene Ontology annotation, biological process: dense core granule exocytosis; positive regulation of exocytosis; synaptic vesicle exocytosis. The transcript is spliced from 22 exons. Lineage: Eukaryota; Metazoa; Chordata; Actinopteri; Batrachoidiformes; Batrachoididae. The annotation marks the transcript as partial. The record is from RefSeq and is a predicted model, not a curated record.